CAGAUUCCCUUGUACACGAAACUAAGAAUCGAUGAACAGAACGUGUAUAACUUAAAAAUUGAGAAUACAGCCCCCCCUUAGGAUUGAUGCAAAAAUUCGUCGACGCGAGAUAUGUAUCGUGACGCAAAUCAAGAAUGUAUCAACUUCCUCUCAGAUCGAAGCAGCGCAACUGAAUAACUUUCACAAACUUUCAUUCCAUAGUUGCAAUAAGCAAAGUCUUCAAGCUGCUUAAGCUUAGCCGCUGUGAUUUCAAAAAAAAAUACGUGGAGUCGGAAUUAGCAAUGGAACCUUUGUACCAAAGAAAGACAAAAAAGUCGCUAGAAAAACAACGUAGUAAUAGCAACAGUAGUUCGGAUGAGGCCAAAUAAGCAGAAUUAAAGGCGAAACACCUACCAUUUUUCCGCCUGCAACAAGUGCAAGGAGUUGGAUCAGCAUCCUGAUCCGAAGAGUAGAUAGCUGUAGCCCUGACACAGGAAAUAGACGAAAGCGACAGCAUGAGAUGCGUAAUUCCUAAAAUAGUAAGAGUGGGGAAAGCGGAAGCAGUCCGAUCAAUGCGAAUCGCGAAAAGCGAAAAGCGAAAAAAAGAAAAGCAAUGUCCGGCGCCGAAAAAUCUAACACGCCAGAGAAAGAAGAUAGUAGUAGAGGGAGCGGAAGCAGUCCGAUCGAUGCGAAUCGCGAAAGGCGAAAAGCGGAAAAAUGCCAACGGCUGCCAAAUUUAAACAAUAUGGUAAGAAAGGCGGACAACAGUAGUAGAGGAAGCGGAAGCAGUCCGGCCGAUGCGAAUCGCGAAAAGCGAAAAACGAAAAAAAAAUAACAGGAGCAAGGGCUGCAGGAUUUAAGACGCCAAGAGUGGGAGACUAGUAGAGAAAGCGGAAGCAGUCCGGUCGAUGUGAGUCGCGAAAAGCGAAAAGCGAAAAAAUGUCAACGGCUGCCAGAUUUAAUAUGCUAAGAAAGGCGGACAGCAGUAGUAGAGGAAGCGGAAGCAGUCCGGCCGAUGCGAAUCGCGAAAAGCGAAAAAAAAGGCGCAACGGCUGCCGAAUUUAGCAAAUACCUAAGAGAGGAAGGCCAAUAGAGAAAGCGGAAGCAGUCCGGUCGGUGGAUGUGAGUCGCGAAAAGCGAAAAGAAGAGCGCGACUGGCUGCCGCAUCUAAUACGUUGGGAAAGUCAGAAAUGAGAGUAAAGCAAGCAGGCCCGUGCGGAUCGCGAUCGAAAAGCGAAAAGCCGCACCAGCAUGCUGCCCGGUUUUUCAAUAUAUUGCGUAGUGAAAAAAAGCCGGAGCCAGGCCCAUAAGCGCGAGCCGCGAGAAGCGAAAAGCCGCAGCGAGGUUUUGCCUUUUUAUGGUGUGCCUUUUCGCGCUGAAGCUGCCCGGCCUGGCGGGGUGGCUGGCGGUCGCACACGCGCCACGCGUGGGCCUUCCGGUGUGUUCCUUUCUUCUAUGGCUUUGGUUUCCGUCAGUCUUGAGCUGCAGAGGCAACUCCCGCUGUUGCUCGGGCCAACUAAUGGGGAAGCCCACGCGAAGAAGCUGCCAACCCGGGAGAUAGAUUGGCACAGGGAGGAGGUGGCACGACUUUCCAGACACACCCGCCCCAACGCGCCGGGGCCCGCUGGAUACUACGCCUUGACGCCCCGGGGCAAACCGGCCUGCCAGCGGGCAGGCAGGCCAAGCCGAAGAAGCCCAAGCGCCCACACAGUCAGCCCACAUGCCAGAAAAUGCGCGCGGCUUCGUGCAAUUUCUUGCGCAAUCUAGCAUGGAGGCUGUUUGCAAACAAUUUGGCGACGCCGGUGCGGGCUUGCUGGUGGUGCGCUGCAUGCUAGCUUCUGUUGGCUCACAGGUGGCGCGGCGAGGCUGCUCCGGUGCCUCGUCUGGGCUUCUCAAAAAUAAAGCAAGCACAGAGAAGUGAAGGGAACAAAAGGACGCGCCGAGGGAAGUAGUCCGACCCAGGCCGUGUAGCCGCUGCGCAAAAAAAAAAAAGGGCUGGGGCGCCAAUAGUGACGCUGCCUAGCUCGUGGCGCUUGUGCCCCUGAAAAAGGGUAGGCGCGGCGCUUUUGCAGAGGCGGCUCGCCUUGUUUCCGUGAAGCCUGCCGGCCGACUAUCUACGACAAACCUCGAGGCCCACCCCGACAACUGCGCCCGCCUUCAUCGCUCCCCCUUCCGGGCGGUAUUCUAUGCCCCGGGGCGUCGCAGCCGGCCAAACGAACCGACCCGACCGGGCCGGCGGCGCGGCGCCAUAUCAAACAAAAAAAAUGGGCGAGGGGGCGCCACGCAUCAGGCGGGCCUGCUGCAUUUUCGGCCAGGGCCCCCCCGUCAAGCCAGCGGGCUCGGCAGGGGGGGGGGGGGGGGGGGGGGGGGGGGCGCGAUGUGGCUGGUCUGUUUCCGUUCCGGAGAAGGGGACGCCGAGGGAGGGUCCUGUCGGCUUCCUGCCUGCCUUCGGGGUUCCGCCUCCGUAGAACCCCCCGCGGCGCCCCCAAUAUGCCUCUUGGAUUUCGUCGGCCGCCGGGCCGUCGUGGUGUGAGGGCGACUCUCUUGUAUAUUUUGGCCUCCCCGCUGCGGGGGUUUUCCAAAAUUCCGCGGGCGGGCGUUUUUGUUUGCGUGGCUUACGGGCAGGGGGCGCGGGUUGUCGCUCGCCGCCAGGCCGGCGGCUGCUUGCGCGCUGCGGCCCUUCGGGCCUUCUCCGGGCUUCGUAGGUUGCGCCCGCCUGGCGCCCGGCUUCUGCUUUCUUGCCCCCUCUGCCUUUGCCGGCCUUUCGCGUUUCAUUCGCCAUUCGGGGGCGGGCGCCCGCCGGUUCCCUCCUCUAUAGUGCGCUCACACCGGGGCGCGCCUGGCAUAUUCUCGUCUGACUCCGCCCGCGGCUGUCUUCCAUUUUUCGGAAUUCGGGAAGGGCCCGCCCCGGGGCUUUUGUCUUAUACACAUACUGAGCGACUUCAGGGCGCGCUGGCUUUCUCCUGCUCCCUUUUUCGCUUUUCGCGUUUCGCAUUUCCGGAGAGGGCCUCGGGCUUUUUCUAUUCAUGUAUGUAAGCACUUCGGGGAAGAAGGAGAGUCUUCUUGCCCUGCUUCCCUCUUGCGUCGCUUUUCGCGUUUCGCAUUUCCGGAACGAGUUCGGGGCCUUUUCUCUAUCUUAUAUAUGCACUCGGGUAUUAGGUUCGUCCUGCUCCCGUCUUCGCUUUUCGCGUUUCGCAUUUCGGAAGCGACCUCGGGUCUCUUUUCUAUCUAUUCUGAGGACCAUGCAACUUCAUUUAGGAAAAAUGGCAUAUCACGGUCUGCAGCUGCUUAUUUGGCCUGAUCCCCAGUUGUUGCUGUGCACACAGCUGUAGCAAUCAAUGUAGCAAAGUUGAUGAAGAUGAAUAGAUUGCAGUCCUCUCUGUUGUCACAAGUUGCUCCACAGAUUUUAUGCUUCUCGCAUCGCCCAUGACGAGAUAGCUAAAACCCCCGGCGUCGCGUGUGAUUUUUCUUCCACCGUUUCGCUGAGAGUGGCAAUUCAUUUGGCCCAACCAGAAAAUGUACUUUGUAGCUGAUGAGUGGUGCGCAAAAACAACUCGAGAAUUUAUACACACGGCGGAAAUUGACAGCAAUAA
This is a messenger RNA of Amoebophrya sp. A120, 3572 nucleotides long. The record is from the annotation of a GenBank genome assembly. NCBI's taxonomy places the organism in Eukaryota, Dinophyceae, Syndiniales, Amoebophryaceae.